AUGAGUGGAGUACCAGGUAGGGGUAGGGGUAGGGGUAGGGGUUCUGGAGACAAGGAUGAUGAGAAGAAAAAGGCUGAUGAGAAGAAAAAGGCUGAUGAGAAGAAAAAGGCUGAUGAGAAGAAAAAGGCUGAUGAGAAGAAAAAGGCUGAUGAGAAGAAAAAGGCUGAUGAGCAACACCGCAAGGAAGCGGAGCAAGGGCAAAGACUGAUUCCUCAGGGGAAUUUUGCGGUGACAUCCUCUGGGAAGUUUGGAGCACCAAAAGCACCACCCAGCUAUAUGACAUCCUCUGGGAAGUUUGGACCACCAAAAGCAGAACCCCGCUAUAUGGGUGAGCAAAAGAAUAUCUCGGUUGAUUCAGCGUUCAAGACGGCCAGCUCAGUGUACAAGUCUAAGACUGGGCCUCCUGAUUAUGCCCAUGGACCCAACAAAGCCGCCGUGGACCCAUUCUACAACCUGAGCCAGGGCUCUAUUGAAACAGGAGCAAAGCUGAAACCGGAUUACCCAUCCCACUACAACUCCGGCGAGAUCACAAACAUGGGACACGUCGUUACGCUGAAGAGUAUGAUCCACAUCACCGUCAAGGACAUGUCCCCCAUCAAGCUGCUGGCUAUGGUUCACUGCAAGGCUCAUAUUCCUAUGACACACAGCAACCCGAAUAUGACGCACGCGAAGCAUAUCCGGAACCUCCUCGUCGACGACAGACAGACCCAAGUUCGGACCCGCAACCCCGAUGGGCGCUACAACCGCCAACCCAUCCGGAAGGCCAAGACAUAG
Alternaria conjuncta is the source of this 774-nucleotide messenger RNA. RefSeq lists its product as uncharacterized. The record is from RefSeq and is a predicted model, not a curated record. The coding region runs from base 1 to 774 and encodes 257 amino acids. The transcript is spliced from 4 exons. Lineage: Eukaryota; Fungi; Ascomycota; Dothideomycetes; Pleosporales; Pleosporaceae.